Molecule: messenger RNA, 1323 nt
Organism: Musca domestica (house fly)
Lineage: Eukaryota; Metazoa; Arthropoda; Insecta; Diptera; Muscidae
Product: nucleolar protein dao-5
Exons: 4
Coding region: 319-927 (202 amino acids)
Source: RefSeq, a predicted model, not a curated record
GAACCAUCAGCCAUUAGUCGUUGUUAAGAAGUUGUGCUAAGCUAACACGCUUUACAAGCUUUAAGGUCCAAGCGUUAACAUUAAGUGAUUGGGAAUAAAAGUUAAAUCAGAAAAAAAAGUUAACAUCCAAAAUAUAUAUUUUUUUGAAACAAAGAAAAUAUAUAUCGAUCAAAUCAAAUCAAUUCCCUUUAAGUGAUUCCAAGUGAUUUGAGUUCAACACCAAAAAAAUAACAAAGAAAAAAUAAACCUUCCCGAAGGCUGAUAUUUUUAAUACAUUUUUUUCAAACAAAGGAAUAUAACUUCAAACACUAAAACAAAAUGAAAUUCUUUAACAUCACCCUACUUUUUGUUAUCCUCGCUUUGGCCUGCUGCUUGAGCACAACAAUGGCUGAUGAUGCUAAACGUGGUCUGAGACGUCCACCAGGUAAAUUGACCAAGACCUCAACAACCACCGUCAAUCCCAGCGAAGAUGAAGAAGGCGAUUACCCCGAGAACGGUGAAGAAGGCCAAGAGGGCGAAGAAGCUGAAGAGGCUGAUGUGUCGACAACCACCACCACCACAGAGGCACCCAAACGUAUUGGUCCCGUCAUUCGUCCAUUCCGUUCCAACGAUGAUUUCUUGAACUCCUUGAAGCGCAGACAAAUGAAUGCCAAGAAAGCUAAGGCCGAAAAACCUGCCCCCAAGCCCAAAGCCCCUGUCAGCCAAGACUCCGAAGAUGGAGAAGAAGAUGCUGCCCCAGCUGCCCCCGCCCCAGCCAAGGGUUUCAGCAAACCCAAUUCAGCUUUGAGCCGCAAUCGCAAGGCCGGCAAGCCCACAAAACCAGAACCCGUCGAUGAACCCGCCGACGAUGCUGAGGCCGAACCUAAAGAAGAUGCUAAGCCCAAACGUCCAUUGGCUGGCCGUUUAGCCUUAAGGAAACGUAACUAAAUGUUACCCAUUGUCCUAAGUCCUUUACUUUAUUUCGUAAAUUUACUCUCUUCAAAACGCACUCUCUCACUGUAUUCCCUCUAUCCUCUCUCCCUCUCUUUAUAAGUGUGUAGCAUCAUUUUGAUCCUUGUCCUUAGUUUAAGUAAAAUAAAUGUUUAACUAUCCUUCUCCUAGUGUUUCCUUUGAUUGAUCCUCCCUUCAGCUACGUUUCCUAUUUCCCAAUUUUUUUGUUUUGAAGUCUCUCCCCCAAAAAAUCUUCUUCUCCUCCUGUCUUUGAAGUAUGUGUUAUAAUAUUAUUUUUUAUAUUAUAUAUUUUUUAUUUUGUAUAUAUAUUUUUUCUUUUUUUUUUUAAACAAACACAAAACAAAUAAAUUGAAAUAAUUUUUAAAAAUAAAA